CGCCAGCAAUUUAUUUCACUGCGGUCGCAACCAGCAGAGAUCUUCCUUUAGUCUCAUAUAAAUACAAUGUAUCAAAUCCUAGAGCUGUAAAAUACUGUAACAACUAAGAACAAAAGAAAAUCGUGGAUUCACGUACAGCUGGCUUUUUGAUUUAUGCAGUCGCAGCCACCAAACAAAAGAAAGUGGCGUUAACAAAAAAAAAUUCGUUUGGCACAUGUUUUGGAGACUUCUUCAUGAGUGCCAGCAAUAAAGAUUUGACCAGCAAAAUCAACAAUUUAUCGAUAACAUCCGAUUCCGACAAACUCGUUACAAAAGAUGGACGAUUGAGUCAAAAAUCAUAUGACAAGGAGGCAUUGAAGCAACGGUUACAAAUUCUUGGACGGAAUCCCGAACAAAAUAUAUUGAACGUUAUACGACAGGCUUGCACUGAUACCUUAUCACGAGACGAUUUCGGCAAAACGCUUCAAAGCAUAAAGGCCAACUUCGUACAACGGGACUAUGAAGGCAUCUUUACAGCAGAAGCACGUAACCUACAAGUAUAUAGUGCUGCCUAUGUUCCUGGACGCGCUCUUUGCUAUUUCGAAAUUUUCUGUCAGUCGCAACUGCUCAAGCUAUUAGCCCGACGGACGUGUAUCUACGCCAUUGGAUCCGGAAGUGGUUCAGAGCUUGUCAGUUUUGCAGCCGCCAUGACGCGUGUACCUGCUGAACGACAACGGAUAAAGCUUAUCAUGCAAGAUAUUGGCGAAUGGGCUAAAGUUCUGGAAACGUUCGAGUCAGCGUCACGGCAAUCUUGGAAACUGACAGAAGAGCAGUUCUCGUGUCAAUAUUUGCAAGGGGAUAUCUUGGAUCCGACCAAGCGUGACGAACGAGCCCAAAGAAUAGCAGACGCAGAUUUGAUUACCUUCAUGUUUGUGAUGAACGAGCUGUUUGUUAAAAAGGCUGCUGCCAUGGAAAUGGUCCAGUCUCUGGUUACCAAUAUGAAGAAAGGUGCCCAUUUAUUGGUGGUUGAAUCAGCAGGAUCGUUUUCACACCUCAAAGUUGGCAAUAAGACGUAUAUGGUUCAUAUGCUUCUAGACGCUAUCAAGGACUUACAGUCUGUCAUUAGUGAUGAUGCGCGGUGGUAUAGACAUCCAGACAAUGUGAGAUAUCCCCUUGAUGUUCAAAAUAUGCGAUAUUUUAUUCGAUUAUACAAAAAAAUAUAA
This is a messenger RNA of Zychaea mexicana, 1202 nucleotides long. RefSeq lists its product as uncharacterized. NCBI's taxonomy places the organism in Eukaryota, Fungi, Mucoromycota, Mucoromycetes, Mucorales, Lichtheimiaceae. The transcript is spliced from 3 exons. The record is from RefSeq and is a predicted model, not a curated record. The coding region runs from base 234 to 1202 and encodes 322 amino acids.